AAAUAAAUAAAAUAAAUAAAAAACCGGGGCGAAAAGCAACAUGUGCGCACAACGACCCUCCGGAUGUGCGUCACCACUGUGGUAUAUGCGUAUAAAAAUAUUUGUUCUCGCGGGUCAUCGUCUGCAAAAAAAUUCUGAAGUUUUUCCGUCCGCUUGGCAACGAGGUAAAAUCCGAACGGACCGAAAACUACGGCAACGGACGCGACGUCGACCGGACCGGACCGCGUAAAAUUACGCGAGAACGUUCUCUUCCUCGAUCGGAGUAAAAAGAGGAGAAAGAAAUGCGAAAAGGGCAGGCUGUCGUUGGUCGGCCUUUGCACCGAAACGACGACUUCCGAUUUUUUACCCAAAAAUUCACCCCCACCUUAAUAAAAUAUUUACUCACAGUCAAUCGUAUGAUUUGAUUCAGAAAUUUUUUGCUCUACUCGAUUUUUUAUGUUGAUAUAAACAAAACAAAAGGAAAAAGAAUGAAAAAAGUUUCGAGUCGCGGCGGGUAUUCCUUAAAUUAAUUUACCGAAGUGCUCGGAUUUCAGCGACGUUUUUUUCUUUUUACAUUUUUUUUUUUUUUUUUUUUUUUUUCCGGGCUUCUCUUCUCAUCGUUGAAAUACGCCGUUAGAUUACUCCGCGGUGUACGCGAAAGUCGUGAAAAAUGAUUACACUCAAUGAAGCUGGAAAUUCGGAUCGAGUAUAAUUGAAAAGCGUUAAACGAUACGGAGGUACAACGGUUACAGCCAGCCAUCUUUGAUACAAAGGGUCGCAACGGGAACGAGCUAGAAAACAGUACGAUAAAAACGCGAUGCCCAACAACAACAAAGGCGUGACGAUCUGCGGCUGCGGCCUGGCUCUGGACAAUGUAACCAAGGGUCGAAACAUCCCCUGUAAAAAUUGCGGGGCGAACGUCAUCGUUGGAGGCAGCAAGGCGCCGAGAUUCGCCAAGUGGGAGUCCCGCGAGCGUAGGUACAGGUCGCAAGAGGAGGCUGCCUCGGGGACGGCCGCGGACGCUGGAACCGGAAGCACCAGUUCCGUUCAAGGUGAACAGCAAUGGCGAACCGAAAAGCACGGCGCGAAGCAGGGAAAACGUCUGAAUACCUCGAGGAGAACCAGAAGCGCCGAGAGACCGGAUUCCCACUACACUUACAUAGAUUCCGCUUCCAGUAUAGUUGGCAACGGGAUUCGCGAGAACGUCAUUCCCGAAGCAUUGUACGCCAGUAUCAAUGGAUCUCCAAACCGAACUGCCAAUUCCAGCUCAUUGUCGUCGCAUAACUUGCAAGGCAACGUACAGAACAAUCACUCCCAACCAGUCUACGCGGUACCUUCGAUGACAUCACCGCCGCCGACGUACGACGUCGCCAUGUGGCAGUCGGGCCUGCCGCCUUCUUACGAGGAGUACCUUUGCCACAAACACGCCGUUAUUUCGCGAUCGCACACGCCGCCGCCGCCGUGGUCAGACGCCACGCACAGCGUGAGCUGUUCGGAGGAACAUCAGCGGGAGCAAUCGAUCAGGGAGAUUUUGAGCCACUUGGCAAAUUCCCACGCCCAAGUGAUGACCCAACUACAAGCGCAGGCUCAAGUUGUUGCCCAUGCAAAGCUCUACAACAACAAGUUGCAGACCUUGGGGUCUCGUCAGCAACAAAGGGUCCCGAGGGAGUCGAACGCGCCGUCCUCCAUCACCGCCGCAUCGGGCACGGCGACUACGUCGAAUCAACAAUUAACACGAGAUCAGGCGGGCAGGACGCAAAGGGCCAGAACCGCAACAUCGAGAUCGCAGAGCGAGAGUCGGGCUCGUCAACAGCGAAUCGCUACGAUGUACGAAGACGGUGCAUUUUGUAUGGAGACUACGGCGAUUCAAUCGGCCUUUGAACACGGCGUGGCAUUUUGCAGUCUCAUGUAAUGGGAGAAGAAUGAAAAAAAAAAAAAAAAAAAAAAAACCCCCCCGAGCUACUCCUGCCGCGCUGCCGUGCAAUCGAAUCGGAACCUCCGUUUCCCCCCAUCUUCCAAUUCUCCCCGUUCCUAUGCAAAGUAUUUUUUACACGAAUACUAUUGUAUAUUCACGCCUAAUAUACCGAAGCGGGUUAAGCCGGCGGUGCACAGAUCGAUGAAUCUGGGGUGACGACGUCGUUCGCACGAUUUUAUGUUUCUCUUUUUUCCCUUUUUUCUUUUUCGCCUCUCGUCAAUUUUCAUCCGAACUUUGAUUAAUUAUACUUCGGCACCGUAUAAAAAACUUUAUCCGAUGUACGUACGUAUACGCGUACCACACUCGUCUGCGCGAUGCGUGCGUACGAUGAAUAUAAACUUUUUGAAAUAAAUAAUGAAAAUAUCGGUGACUCGGAGAUAUACGUUUGAUGUUAUGGGUGAAUUUUUCCUUCGUUCAGUUUUAUUCAAUGUUUCCAAAAAAUUUCCGCGCGGAUACCAAUGAACGUGCCAAAUGAUCGAUUACUCCCAGAGUUCUGUGAGUCGAAGUUUAUUUUUCAAUGAUACCACAUCGGUUGACAUCUCAAUUUCGUUUUUGAGGUAUUUUUCUUUUCUAUUUCUUUCUUUCUCCUGAUUCCAAUCAUCGCGAUCGGAAUAAUGAUGACAUACGGUGAUAAAUGUUACUGUAACAAAUAUAUUAUAAAUGUUAACCGAGUAUGUAAUAGAAUAUAUAUAUAUAUAAAUAUAUUAUACUACAAUAUAUAUUAUAUUGAAUCAUAUAUGAUAUUUGAUAUAGAAAUUUACAUUAACGUUUUAGACGUGAGCAAAAUAGACUGUCCUAACGGCAUACAAACAUACAGUAGAGUGUAAAGUUGGUGUUGAAUAAAAAAAACAAAAAAAAAAACGAAAAAAAAAUGAACAAAAAAAUCAAUUUAAGAAAGAAUAUAUAUAUAUAUUAUAUAGAGUUAAAAAAAAAAAAGUGUUACUUAGAAUUUAUUGUUAGUAUUAUUAUUAAUUUAUUAAUAAUAAUAUUAUCAAAUUAUAUGACGGUAUAAGUGACCACGAAAAAAAAUGUUACAUGUCGAUUACUAAUCAAAUACGUGCAAUUCCGAAUAUUGAUUAAAUAAAAAUAACUGCAGUCAGGUCUACGAAAAACUUACCCGGCUCAAGCUAGCCUCAGCUUUUACUAUAUCUACACCCGAAGUAUUUUUUGCGUAAUUUAUUGCAAUCGAAUAUUUAUAUAAAACUGAUCAGGCUAAGAUUUGAAAAUGAAAGAAACUCGAAGAAAUCAUACACAACAAAACGAACGAAAAUAAAAAUAUUGAACAAAAAAACAAAAAAAAACGAUAGAAGUAUGUGAAAAAUUAUAAAGUGAAACGAAAAAUAAUCAGCACAAGCAAUAUGAGCGAGUGUUGCUAUAGAGAUAUUUGCACUACCAUAUUGGUACUAUAGCAAACGUGUGAUAAAUUUAAUGGAAGUCGCGAUUAAAUAAAUUCUACAUAUGAGAAUUGGUGAAAUCAAAAGGGACGCUCAGAAGUAUCUCUUUACAUGGGCAACAUUCUGAAGUGUAUUCGAAAAUUGAAAGAAUUUUGAUCGAUAAGCAAUAAGAGAAAUGUGGUAUAAAUUGAAUGUAAGAAUGUACAAAAUUGCAUUUUAUAUACACGAGAAUUAUCAUUUUAUAUACGAUAGCAUGCGAAAUAUUGAGAGAAGGAAUGUAAAAAAAAAAAAAACCCUGAGGUUUUUCAAAAUUAUCGUUAUCGACUUACUUGAUUUUAUUGUUGACUUACGGCAUUGUUAUAUUUAUUCAAUUAUAUCUAAUACUAUAAUCGAUGCAUUCGCUCGAUUUUCAAUCGUUCAAAUUCAUGGAUUCAAUACAUGUCAAUUUUUUCAAGGGAAAUAUUUUCUGUGUAAAUACCUGCGAAUAAUAUGAUUAUCGAAAAAUGAUAAACGGAGAUGCAGAUUUUCCUAGCGUAAAGUACCUGCACACGCUAAUGCAAGCAAGAAACAUAAUUUAAAGUUAAUAUGAUAUUACGAAGAGUAUUAUUGGAGUACAUAAAAUAUUAAAUGUCGUAGGUCUAUAUGAACAUGAGUAUAUAAGAAAUAAUAUUAUGAUAACAACAAUGCGUUUGCAUUUACGCGUUAUAUGCAUAUGUACUAGGAUGGUCCAUAUUUUGGAUGUUUUCGAAUUUUGACAAUCAAAAGUUUGGAAGUAUAACCAAAAUAAGGACCAACCCGAUAUGCACAUACCUAGCUAUUAUAGCGAAAUAUAUUAUUGUGAACCUUGCGUUAAGAUUAAUUCUACUGCGGACCAUAUUUGAUAGACUUACCUAAGAUAACAUGACGAUGAAUAUUCAAUUCUAUUUAGGAUAUUGUAUUCGCGAAAGAGGAAAAGGUGGCACUUUGAAAACAAGUAAUUAUUCCGUGUUCGCAAUUUAAUUAAAGCCGACUUUUUCAUUUUCACAAUUUUUCAAUACUAACAUUCCAUAAUAUUUUGCACGCACCAGUAUCAGUGUCCCGUAGGCAAUACUCUAUAAGUGUAUAGAAAAUGAAGGAGAAAAAUAAGCGAAUGGAAAAAUGGAUUUAACGUGACUCUAUGCUCACGUCCAUGAUAUUGAUAAUUAAUUUUCUUACACACCGAAUGCUGUCUUGCUGGGAGAAGAAAUAAUAUGAUAAUUAACAAUCAUGUGUAAUAUCACCGCUGCCGAUUACAAAAAAAAAAAAUAAAUAAUUAAAGAAGAAGACAACUAAAUAAAAGAGAAGAAUAGAAGACAUCAAUAUAUAUUUCUGGUGGUUCAAAAAUUCCAGAAUUAAAUCGUACGCAAUUAUAUACAAUUAUGAAUAUUAAUCAAUGUCACAUUUCUAAAAUGAAUGAGUUUGAAAAUAAUGCCAACUUUGAUAAUGAUCAAUCAGUCAAUUCGCGCAAACUGCAGGUGAUCGUGAUGAUAUGAUUACGAUGAUGGUAUAAUUGGUAAACUUGAAUUUUCUACGGAUCUUUAUAUAAUAUAUAUAACUAUAUAUUGUAUUUGAUUCAGAGUUUAAUUUAUGCAUUACGAAUAUUGUUAAUAUUAUAAUGUACGCGUCAUUUACAGAUGCAGAACUAUUAUUCUGUAAAUAUGCAAAUGAUGGAACGCAUAUUCAGUACAUCUAUGGUACAUCCAUGUACAUCAUACAUUUAGUGAGCUGAUCUGCAGAACUGCAGUUAAAAGAGGAAAUUUAAUAUGUUAGAGACAUUAUACUAUAUGUUGUGUGUAUGAUAUAUGUUUAGAGGACCAAAUACAUAGUCUACAGAUGUAAUUUGGAUGAUUCUCAUUUCAUUCCCUCAUCAUUUCUAGAAUCAAGCACCUUGUAGAAUGCAACCGGUUUCUCAGUUGCAACAUUUGUGGGCCCAGCAUGCACACACAAUGGUUCUGCCUACGGCUCCCAGGUGGAGGGAUGUAAAAGUAAAAAAGAAAUGAAAAGACAUCGUCGUGAUCUCUAGUGCCCUCUUGAAUUGAAAGAGUAAACUGACAGAGAUGUACGUAUGAGUUUUCACAUCCUGCCACACGUUUCUGGGUUAACUGUUAAAAUAUCUUGUUGUCUAUAAAUAUACUGCUUAAUAAUUGCAGAGAAAUAAUAGUAUUAGAAGAGUGAGUGUGGAUUCAUAUCAAACGGUGUUUAAUGUACAUAUCGGAUCGACCUGGAGCACUAAAAUCGAAACCCUUCCAAAC
Messenger RNA from Athalia rosae (coleseed sawfly), 5618 nucleotides. RefSeq lists its product as uncharacterized. The transcript is spliced from 5 exons. NCBI's taxonomy places the organism in Eukaryota, Metazoa, Arthropoda, Insecta, Hymenoptera, Athaliidae. The coding region runs from base 797 to 1891 and encodes 364 amino acids. The record is from RefSeq and is a predicted model, not a curated record.